GCAUUUCUCCUCUGUGCUCACUGCCACACGCAGCUCAGCCUGGACGGCACAGCCAGAUGUGAGAUGCUUCUCUGCUGAUCUGAGUCUGCCUGCAGCAUGGACCUGGGUCUUCCCUGAAGCAUCUCCAGGGCUGGAGGGACAACUGCCAUGCACCCAGGGCUCAUCCAUGCACAGAGCAAGGCAGUGGGAGGAGACGCCAUGACCCCCAUCCUCACGGUCCUGAUCUGUCUCGGGCUGAGUCUGGGCCCCAGGACCCACGUGCAGGCAGGGACCCUCCCCAAGCCCACCCUCAGGGCUGAGCCAGACUCUGUGAUCACCCAGGGGAGUCCCGUGACCCUCAGGUGUCAGGGGAGCCUUGAAGCCCAGGAGAACCAUCUAUAUAGGGAGAAAAAAUCAGCAUCCUGGAUUAAACGGAUACAACCACAGCUUGUGAAGAAGGGCCAGUUCCCCAUCCCAUCCAUCACCUGGGAACACGCAGGGCGGUAUCGCUGUCAGUAUUACAGCCGCUCUCAGUGGUCAGAGCCCAGUGAUCCCCUGGAGCUGGUGGUGACAGGAGCCUACAGCAAACCUACCCUCUCAGCCCUGCCCAGCCCUGUGGUGACCUCAGGAGGGAACGUGACCCUCCAGUGUGGCUCACAGCUGGCAUUUGGUGGCUUCACUCUGUGUAAGGAAGGAGAAGAUGAACACCCACAAUGCGUGAACUCCCAGUCCCAUACCCUUGGGUGGUCCUGGGCCAUCUUCUCCGUGGGCCCCGUGAGCCCGAGUCGCAGGUGGUCGUACAGGUGCUAUGGUUAUGACUGGAGCUCUCCCUAUGUGUGGUCUCUACCCAGUGGUCUCCUGGAGCUCCUGGUCCCAGGUGUUUCUAAGAAGCCAUCACUCUCAGUGCAGCCAGGUCCUGUCGUGGCCCCUGGAGAGAUCCUGACCCUCCAGUGUGGCUCUGAUGUCGGCUACGACAGAUUUGUUCUGUAUAAGGAGGGAGAACGUGACUUCCUCCAGCUCCCUGGCCGGCAGCCCCAGGCUGGGCUCUCCCAGGCCAACUUCACCCUGGGCCCUGUGAGCCGCUCCCACGGGGGCCAGUACAGAUGCUGCGGUGCACACAACCUCUCCUCCGAGUGGUCGGCCCCCAGUGACCCCCUGGACAUCCUGAUCACAGGACAGAUCCAUGCCAGACCCUCCCUCUCGGUGCAGCCGGGCCCCACAGUGGCCUCAGGAGAGAACGUGACCCUGCUGUGUCAGUCACAGGGAUGGAUGCACACUUUCCUUCUGACCAAGGAGGGAGCAGCUGAUGCCCCGCUGCGUCUAGGCUCCACUUACAGAGCUCAACAGUACCAGGCUGAAUUUCCCAUGAGUCCUGUGACCUCAGCCCACGCGGGGACCUACAGGUGCUACGGCUCACGCAGCUCCAACCCCUACCUGCUGACUCACCCCAGUGAGUCCCUGGAGCUCGUGGUCUCAGGACCCUCCAUGGUUCCCAGCACCCCACCCACCGGUCCCAUCCCCACACCUGCAGGCCCUGAGGACCAGCCCCUCACCCCCACCGGGUCGGAUCCCCAGAGUGCUCCGGGACUCGGCUCUGGUGCAGGAACAAGGGCUGCAGGUCUGGGAAGGCACCUGGGGGUUGUGAUCGGCAUCUUGGUGGCCGUCGUCCUCCUGCUCCUCCUCCUCCUCCUCCUGUUCCUCGUCCUCCGACACCGACGUCAGGGCAAACGCUGGACAUCGACCCAGAGAAAGGCUGAUUUCCAGCAUCCUGCAGGGGCUGUGGGGCCAGAGCCCACAGACAGAGGCCUGCAGAGGAGGUCCAGCCCAGCUGCCGAUGCCCAGGAAGAAAACCUCUAUGCUGCCGUGAAGGACACACAGCCUGAGGACGGGGUGGAGAUGGACACUCAGCAGAGCCCACACGAUGAAGACCCCCAGGCAGUGACGUAUGCCCCGGCGAAACACUCCAGACCUAGGAGAGAAAUGGCCUCUCCUCCCUCCCCACUGUCCGAGGAAUUCCUGGACACAAAGGACACACAGGCGGAAGAGGACAGGCAGAUGGACACUCAGGCUGCUGCAUCUGAAGCCUCCCAGGAUGUGACCUACGCCCAGCUGCACAGCUUGACCCUCAGACGGGAGGCAACUGAGCCUCCUCCAUCCCAGGAAGGGCCCUCUCCAGCUGAGCCCAGCAUCUACGCCACCCUGGCCAUCCACUAGCCCAGAGGGUAGGCAGACUCCACACUCAGUAGAAGGAGACUCAGGACUGCUGAAGGCACGGGAGCUGCCCCCAGUGGACACCAGUGAACCCCAGCCAGCCUGGACCCCUAACAAAGACCAUGAGGAGAUGCUGGGAACUUUGGGACUCACUUGCUUCUGCGGUCGAAAUAACUAAUAUCCCUACAUUUUUUAAUUAAAGCAACAGACUUCUCAAUAAUCGAUGAGUUAACUGAGAAAACUAAAAUCAGAAGUAAGAAUGUGCUUUAAACUGAAUCACAAUAUAAAUAUUACACAUCACACAAUGAAAUUGAAAAACUACAAACCACAAAUGAAAAAAGUAGAAAAGAAAAAAAAAAAAAACUAGGAAAUGAAUGACGUUGGCUUUCGUAUAAGGAAUUUAGAAAAAGAAUAAGCAAUUAUUCCAAAUGAAGGUGUAAGAAAGGGAAUAAGAAGAAGAGUUGCUAACGAGGAAAAACCAAAAACUUGAAAAUUCAACAAAGCCAAUGAAGCUCAUUCUUGAAAAUAUUAAUUACAGUCAUAAAUCCUAACUACAUUGAGCAAGAGAAAGAAAGAGCAGGCACGCAUUUCCAUAUGGGAGUGAGCCAGCAGACAGCCCAGCAGAUCCUACACACAUUUUCACAAACUAACCCCAGAACAGGCUGCAAACCUAUGCCAAUAUACUAGAAAAUGCAGAUUAAAUAGAUGAAAUAUUCAAAACUGGAGUUUACAUAAUGAACGUAAGAGUAAUCAGAGAAUCUGACUCAUUUUAGAUGUGUGUGUAUGUGUGUGUAUAUAUAUAUGUGUGUGUGUGUGUGUGUGUGUGUGAAAAACAUUGACUGUAAUAAAAAUGUUCCCAUUGUAUCAUCUCCAGUUCAGGAAGUUUCACUGGUGAUUUCUUACAAAUAUUGACGCACUAAUGAAACACACAAACACACCCAGAGCAUCACAAAUGUUUCUUGAGAAUAGAAAAAGAGGCAAUGUGCCCGGGUGCGGUGGCUCACGCCUGUAAUCUCAACAUCUAGGGAGGCAGAGGCGGCAGAUUACUUGAGGCCGGGAGUUCAAGACCAGCCUGGCCAACAAGGCAAAACCCCAUCUCUACUAAAAAUACAAAAAUUAGCUGGACAUGGUGGCGCACACUGCAAUCCCAGCUACUUGGGAGGCAGAGGCAGGAGGAUCACUUGAAUGAACCCGGGAGGUGGAGGUUGAAGUGAGCAAAAACAAACCCCCCACAAUUCAGCCUAGGAUAUGUUUAUUAAAUUUACAUUUGUCUUUUUGCUUAA
This is a messenger RNA of Pan troglodytes (chimpanzee), 3473 nucleotides long. RefSeq names its product leukocyte immunoglobulin-like receptor, subfamily B (with TM and ITIM domains), member 2 (gene LILRB2). The coding region runs from base 148 to 2193 and encodes 681 amino acids. The record is from RefSeq and is a predicted model, not a curated record. Gene Ontology annotation, biological process: interleukin-10-mediated signaling pathway; immune response-regulating signaling pathway. The transcript is spliced from 16 exons. Gene Ontology annotation, molecular function: inhibitory MHC class I receptor activity. NCBI's taxonomy places the organism in Eukaryota, Metazoa, Chordata, Mammalia, Primates, Hominidae. Gene Ontology annotation, cellular component: plasma membrane.